CGCAUUCCAAGAUGUUGCGCCGUGCCAUCCAAAGUUCGCGCAAAGCUGUGCAAGCAGCAUGCUCGAAAGCAGCGCCCAUUGCGUCCACGCGUGCCAUGUCCAGAUUCCAUGGUGUUGCCGCGGCUCGCAGCGCUCCUUGUGGAUUCAUGCAAACACGCGCUUCCGCGGGUUUGCGAUUCAUGUCAUCGAACGCGACCCGACCCGUCAAGUUUGGCGACCAAGUGUCCAUCCUCAUUGAAGGACGCUUGUCCAGUGGCGAGAUCUUUGACGAGAAAGACACGGAGCCACAGAAGUUUAUCGUCGGUGACGCCGAUGUCAUUCCUGGGUUGGAGGAAGGGCUGUUGGGCAUGAUCAAGGGCCAAACGAAGGUGAUUGUCAUUCCUCCGGAGCUUGCGUUUGGACCUGCGGGGGACGAGAGCGACCACGUGCGCAUUUCCAAGGCCGACCUCAACCUCCUCCCAAGUGAAGAAGUGGAUUUGGAAGUGGGCAACUACAUUGGGUUGGACAACGAAGGCGACAUGGCCAAGAUCAUCAACAUCGACGAGGACUCGAUCGUCGUCGACACGAGCCACGACUUGGCGGGAGAGACGCUGCACUUGUCGGUCGAAUUGGUCGGCCACGUGUCGUUGGAGGACUUGGACCCCAGCGAGCGCCUCGUGGUGCCGCAUGAGAUCUCGCCCGGCGACGAAGAAACGUACCCGGAACCAGGUGACACAUUGGCGGUGCACUACGAAGGCUGGUUGACCGACGGCACGCUGUUCGAUUCGUCCCGCAAGCGUGGCAAACCGUUUGAGUUUAUCGUGGGAAAUGGCUUGGUGAUCAAAGGCUGGGACGAAGGCAUGCUCAACAUGAGCAAGGGCGAAAAGGCCAGGCUGUAUAUCCCUGCGGCCAAGGGCUAUGGGGCCCACGGAGCGCCGCCCACGAUUCCCCCCAACUCGGACUUGAUCUUCGAAGUGGAGCUCAUCCAGAUCAAGAAGAACCGUUAAGCCAUGAAUCACGUGAACUUGACUUCCA
Molecule: messenger RNA, 1014 nt
Organism: Aphanomyces astaci
Lineage: Eukaryota; Oomycota; Saprolegniomycetes; Saprolegniales; Verrucalvaceae
Exons: 6
Coding region: 12-986 (324 amino acids)
Molecular function (GO): peptidyl-prolyl cis-trans isomerase activity
Source: RefSeq, a predicted model, not a curated record